Messenger RNA from Aspergillus novofumigatus IBT 16806, 1917 nucleotides. RefSeq lists its product as uncharacterized. The record is from RefSeq and is a predicted model, not a curated record. The transcript has a single exon. Lineage: Eukaryota; Fungi; Ascomycota; Eurotiomycetes; Eurotiales; Aspergillaceae. The coding region runs from base 1 to 1917 and encodes 638 amino acids.
AUGGAAGGAAGCGUGGCUGAAGGUAUUUAUACCUCUCUCCCGACCUGCCCUCUAUUUUCGCAACCAUAUGACUCUCAGAGCCUUUUUGCUCCUGAGGAUCUGCCAACUCCCCCAUCUUACCAUGAUAUGCAUGUGAAUGAUCUGGGGCUUACACCUCCCCCUGGGUCGCAGCUGCUACAACCUACCAAUGUCACUCGACCGGACCCCUUGCAUGACGAGCACGGUUCAUCCAACGGAGAUGCGAGGAUAUCUAUGGCCGGUCAGCCCGCAGGGUCGAACCACGAUGAUCAGACGAGAGGCUCACGCAAGGGCACGCCCGACGACCCGUCUCUGUUGAGACAGGGACGUUCAUCGAACAACGAAGUUGGGCCAUCUUUUCCUGAUAGCCCAGCCGCCAGUCCAGUCAGGUCGAUUGAGGUUGCCACAAAUGCCGCAGCGCAGACCAGACCUCCACAGCCCUUGAACUCGAACAUUACGCCAAAUGCAGACGAUCUGCUCUACGAUCCUCUCUUUGGUCCCGACUUUGUGUUGCCCAAUUUCGACGCGAAUUCUUCUUUGAAACGAACCGCCGACGAAGCCUUGGCUGAUGAUUUCCAAUUGUGGCACAGGCCUGAAAAACAACUGAUGCCGGAUUCACUACAAGGCUCCAGUGCUCCUUCUCUGAAUGCAACGCCGUCUCUCUCCUCGCCUGACACUAUUCAGUUGGAUCAUUUUGAAACAGUGCCCAAUACGCCAGGCGGUAUUGCAGACUCGCAAAUACCCGCGCCUCAUUUUGAUCUUUUUGAUCCUCUAUUUGAAGAUCCUGCCUUCCACAUUCCACCGGACCUGUCGGGAAUUGAGUUUUCUUCUGAGAAUAGACCAGCACCUUACUCUGCAGACGCGGAGCCUUCGUAUGAUGCGUCUCGUCGCCCGAGCUUCAAUGUCCAGGUGCAAGCCGCUGACCCUGUGACUUUCGAUCACGAGACUGAGGUCGUAUCGCUUCCCACAAGUGAAUUGACCAAGCGACAGUUCUCUCUGGAUACCCAAGAUGUUCUUGCCAACGCCGACCGUGAGACUCUGCAGCGAGUUGAUCAUGUACCUAAAUACACAUCUCCAUAUCCGACGUACCAUGGGCCUUUGGGGUAUCUUCCCUCAGCUCCGGGAAUUCACGUCAAGUGCAUUCAGGUCGCCAACGACCAAGUCAACGCCCGUUUUUCGCACCUUAGAUACAAAGUCCAACAACUCAAAUACGAAAGAGACAAAUACAGGGAUGCGUGGUCUAAAUGGACAGCGCUGGAAGCAUCAACAGGGAAGUCAAGGGCACAGAUACUCGAGGAGGAAAACGCGACGCUGCGGCGCGUGUCCACCCAACACCAAAGAAGAGCGGAGCAGUACAAGCAAGAAAUAGAGGUCUGGAAAGGCAGACUGCAUGAUCUCAGUGUUAUAUACAACAACCUCCUCUACGAGAUCCAGAUUCAGAAGAGAAUGCCUGCCGUGGCCCCCAUUCCGCGCGAGUACCGGCCCCGGUAUCCACCACAGGCUGCUACACAUCCGCAAUAUGUUGCACCCGGUGAGCAGCUUGCGAGCACUCCUUAUAUCCCGGUGCCUCAUCAAAAUCCGCCUCCCACCAAUUCUCCGCCUAGUGGCAUCACACCUGGAUCAGUGCAACACCCCGCUCCGGCAGAGCCACAGCCAGAAACGGUGACUAUUGAUCUUACUGACGAAGCGCCCAACAUCACACCCAAUCCAGCUUCGAUAGCUCCAUUGAAGCCCGCGGAGGAAAGCGGGGAGCUUCUUCAAUCAUUGCAGAAAAAGAAGUACAACUGGCUCGAAACAGCGAGAUCAGGUUCCGCACAGCCUGCGGUAGCUCGAGCAGGACCUCGACCUCCGCUACGCUCGGAAUCCGCGCCUCGAGCCUCCCGCGCCACGCUCAAGUAG